UUUCAGUUUUGCUUGUUUUUGUGGAAAAUUAAAAGUGUUUCAUAAUGAUAAAUGAUAAUCCGAUCGAGGAAAUAAGUAUUAUCGUGGAUGACAGACUGGAUGACCCAAACAAUAUUGACGAAAGAGAUCACAUUCCGGAACUGGAAGAAAUCAUUUCUGAAUGGAAACUUGAUCCGGCCAUUUAUGCUAUCCUUGAAACGUACUUUAAUCCCAGAGACGUGAAGGUACAUAAGAAACACCCUACUGGUUUAAUUUAUGACCGCUUCCACAAUCGUAACAAGAAGAAGUUCGUCCAAUCCAGAUCAUCAAGUGACAAGGAAACAACGUUUUUUUAUGCACAAUCGGUAGCUCUAAAACUUUCUCACGAUGAAAUCGAAAAGCUUACUUCAGUAAAAAACUGGCUUCGUAACAAUUCUGCCCCAGCAGAAGAAGUUCAACACAAGUGGAAAGAAACAAUUUCAUUGCGACUGCGAUCAAUUUUAAAUGAGAUUGAUGUCGACAAAGGUGGUGUGCUUAGCGAGUGGCCAAGAAUCCUGGACGAUACUGGGUACUUGUUGAUCGAUUCGGAUUUUGCUGAACUGUUUGGUAAUCCAGAUAAGUUAUUCAACAACUGGGAUUUUUUUUCACAAAAAUUCCUUGACUACGUUCGAAACAACGACAUCAAAGACGAUUUUUCAAGACAAUUACUAACUGCACUGGACGAAUCCGCUAUUAUUCAAGACGGCCGGGAUUUCAUCGUAUGUAUGGUAUUCCAAGCACUCAUCAAACCAACACGGACUUCUACACGUAAAUUACCCACAAUAUUGCAGGCGCAAACUGAUGUCUGUUGUAUAUGCGCAACCCACGAGGAAUACUUAAGUGAGUGGCGUUCACUACGUCAAGAGUUUGAGACAGCAAAACUUCAACUCCCACCUCGUAUCUUCAUUGUUGGAAGUUUCGACGAAAUUGAAGGAUUCUACGUUGUGACAGGAAAAAUUGAGUACAAACUUCCAACGUUUCUUCGUUGCCUGGAUGUCAUUGUUAAGCUGAAGUACGUGCUGAACUACCAAUUUCCUGAGAGCUGUGAGUUAUUCUGGUGCUUCGUGACCAGAUUCUUUUACAAUAUCGACUACAAAAGAAAAUCGAAAAACAAUCAACUUCUACAAUUGAUCGCCUAUCUGGAAACUGGAGAUAAUGGAUUGUCAUUUGUGCCGUAA
This is a messenger RNA of Ochlerotatus camptorhynchus, 1196 nucleotides long. RefSeq lists its product as uncharacterized. NCBI's taxonomy places the organism in Eukaryota, Metazoa, Arthropoda, Insecta, Diptera, Culicidae. Bases 45 to 1196 code for a protein of 383 amino acids. The record is from RefSeq and is a predicted model, not a curated record. The transcript is spliced from 6 exons.